AUGGGAGCGCGGAGCCGACGCUGCGAGUUUCAAAGCGGCAGUCCCAGUAAUGCUGAAAGCUGUAAUGUAACAGAAAAGAAAAAGCAGUCACCUCUGACAGAUAAUCUUUCGCCAUGGGAAGAAUGGUUCAUUUGCAAAGAGAGAGAGCUACGUGUCCGCUUACAAGCCAGAGCUUUAGAGGAAAUGAAUUUACAAGUGGAGAGAAGAAAAGAAAAGCAGGAACUUGAAAGGAAAAAAAAGAUUGCUGAAGAGAAACACAAGGAAUGGGUGCAGAAAAAGAAUGAAGAGGAAAGAAAGGAAAAGGAACGAAAGCUCAUCAAAAAAAUGGCAGAAAAAGCAGCGAGAGAUCUAGAGAGAAUCCAGUUGCAGGAAAAAGCUAAAGGAAAGUAUAAAGAAUGGUUAAAGAAGAAAAGAGCUGAAGAGUCUGAGAAGAAGAAGAAAGAGGAGGAAAAGGAACAAAAAAGGGUAGCUGAAUUACAGGAGAAAAAAGAGAAAUCAGAGAAGAUCUUUAGAGAGUGGCUACAGAAUGCCAGAAAUAAGCCCCGCCCAGUUUUACACGGUUAUGGCUAUACCAAUGGGAAACUUCCAGGAUACCCCGAAGGAAAUUCAUAUCCAGCUCCAGCCUAUUGUAACCCUAUUCCCUGGAAACCAAUUCAUGUGCCACCGCCUAAGGAAGACAAGAAUGUUACAGUGAAAAAAAAUAAGAGACCUAUAUCCAGUCAGUCAUAUAGGUCCUCAACUAUGGUAAUCCAUAAACCCAAGAACAAUCUUUGUAUUGGAUCAUUGCACAGAAAACAAAGAUAG
Messenger RNA from Emys orbicularis (European pond turtle), 804 nucleotides. It is a transcript of the gene CCDC34, whose product is annotated as coiled-coil domain containing 34. The transcript has 6 exons. The record is from RefSeq and is a predicted model, not a curated record. The coding region runs from base 1 to 804 and encodes 267 amino acids. Lineage: Eukaryota; Metazoa; Chordata; Testudines; Emydidae.